UCUCUUGUCCAGUACAUGUAUUUGAAGCCGCCCACCCCUCUUUACUGUCCUGUAGGUAACACUGAAACCAUAAACUUCAUAACUACAGUGUAUAUUUGAAAAACCACAAUUCAAAACAGUUUUUAAAAGUAGUCUUUACAUUUUAAAGGGUAUGUUUCAAAUUAUUUCAGUAAGUUUAACUUUAAAGCAGCAGUUUCAGUCAUUUUUCUUGUAAGUGUUCUAAGAACUUAGAAGAAAGCCAGUUUUUCUUCAAUUAAAAAUUAAUGCUUGUAUCACAAGCCACACGUGAUUAUUUGUAAAAAUAUUGACAUGAAUCAGUUUUACAUCAAUAGAAAAUAUAACAAUAGGAAAUUUAAAGGUAUAUUAAGGCAACAUCGCAUUGACAGACAACGCUUUCUAUAAUCGGUUCUGGAGGAGAGUGUUUUAAAUACAUUCUUUGGUCUACAUUUUCAUGCUUACUAAUAACAAACUUCCCUUUGGGUUUUGAAAAAAGGAUACAGUUGCUUAAAGUUGGGUUUCUUGAAAAGAAAAAAGAUGACAUUUACUAAUAUAUAAUAAUUUGUGAAAUGGAGACGGAUUGGAUACUUAUUUAUUUUGUUAAUUUGGUGUGUGUUUCAGCCGUCUUCAAAGAUGUGGUGUAUAUAAUGGACAAAUCUGGGAGUGUGAAGGAGACAGACUUUGAUGAAUCCGUGGACUUUGUGUACAACGUCACAGAGUACUUAGCAAUCGGUUCAUCCGACAUGCAAGUCAGCAUAGUGGUGUUUUCCUCUUCUUAUACAGAGGAAUUUGAUCUUAAUGAUCAUACAACAAAAUCAGAUCUACUGAAUGCCAUAAAGAACUUACGUGGCACAAGUACCACAGGGAGAACCUAUACUUAUGACGCAAUUGAUUACGUCAGGGAAUAUUCAUUCACGUCUGCAAAAGGAGGAAGAACCGGAGCCAAUAGAACGGUUGUGAUUUUAACAGAUGGACUGUCUAAUAAUGGAACUCGAACAAUAACAGCUGCAGAAAACCUUCGGACGGAAGUUGGAGCAGAGGUGUUCGCGAUAGGAAUAGGAUCGACAGUGUCCAAGUCAAAUGAAGAAUUGAAGGGAAUUGCCAACGAUCCUGAUUCUUAUUAUGUCCAUUAUAUUGAUACCUUCGUCUACCUGUGUAACCUGGUUCCAGCUUUGGUUCCAAAACUCGAUAGUACUGUGACCCCUACAUUACUCGCUGAUUGUCCUACCCCACCAACCACAACCCCUGAUCCUUCCAUCACAACAACAGUACAAACUACUGUUACAUCUACAACAUCAACUACAACAUCAACUACAGCAAUAGCUGAUACAACAAGUACGACAACAAUUGCUGAUACAUCAGGUACGACAACAGUCACUGAUACAACAACAGAAAGAGAUACCACAUUAACAACAAUAACAACAGAAACAGCUACACAAACAACAAUACAGACACAAAAUACAGGUAAUAGUGCAGCCUCCUCCUCUUCUGGAAGUGGGUCAUCAAGUAACACGGCGGCCAUUGCAGCAGGUGCUGUGUUGGGAACACUGGCAGCUGCAGCUACUGUUUUUGCCACAGCCAGUCUUCUACGUCGUUGGCAUCUAUCAGUGAAGGAAGACCCAGUGGUCCUAGCUGCAGUCGGCCAGUACCAGCAAGCACCUAUAGGACCCUCCAAGUCUAAGUUUAAUAUUGCAUAAUAUCCUGUACAAAGGCAUAAAAAUAGUGUACAAGGCAAAGUGGUGCUUGAUUUUAGAAGUCAAAUUGGCUUUGAACUUGUUAUCAACAGAUGCAAAAAAUCUUUACGCAAUGUAUAUAUUUCAAGUAUUUCUUUUUAUAUGACAUAUGUUUGUAUAUUUUUCAAGUAUAAUAAAUCUGUUUAACAAAUGCUGAUCGAACUAAAAGUCAUAGUAGAUGUGAAUAUGUCAACCAUGUAGUAUGCAAGAAUAUAUGCUUCUCCAUAGAUUUCAUUUAGUCAGCCUGUAAAACAUCGA
Molecule: messenger RNA, 1988 nt
Organism: Saccostrea cuccullata (small rock oyster)
Lineage: Eukaryota; Metazoa; Mollusca; Bivalvia; Ostreida; Ostreidae
Product: collagen alpha-1(XIV) chain-like
Exons: 6
Coding region: 567-1694 (375 amino acids)
Source: RefSeq, a predicted model, not a curated record